This is a messenger RNA of Coccinella septempunctata (seven-spotted ladybird), 1730 nucleotides long. RefSeq names its product phospholipase A2 inhibitor-like. The record is from RefSeq and is a predicted model, not a curated record. The transcript is spliced from 2 exons. Gene Ontology annotation, cellular component: extracellular matrix. NCBI's taxonomy places the organism in Eukaryota, Metazoa, Arthropoda, Insecta, Coleoptera, Coccinellidae. The coding region runs from base 584 to 1666 and encodes 360 amino acids. Gene Ontology annotation, molecular function: protein binding.
CUCUUCUAGUUAUAAAUCUGAAAAUUUUAUGGAGCUCGAUGGAGCAGUUCGGUCUUGACGAAUUUUUAUCUGAACACAUCUUUUUCAGAAUUUUUCGAAGUUCAACUUUCGAGCCGUUUAUCUCUGGAUACAAGUAACCGUAGAUGGAAAUGUGAUAAAUAUCUGAAAGAGCAACUUUUCUAGUAAUGAAUAUGAGCAUUUUAUGAAUCUAGGUGCAACCGUUCGGUAUUGACGAAUUUCUAACUGAACCCAGCUUUUUCAGGAUUUUUCGAAGGUCAGCUUUCGUCAGCUUCAUUUUAGCUCAAAGCUUCCCUUAGUGUCAUUUUUCGAAGGGGUCAAAGGAAGCUUUAAAAUUAAAGCGAAAGACAUAAAUUGUUGGCUCUUAGAGAACAUUGCAAAACAAGAGAUAUCAUGCGGAUGAUAAGGUAUAAAUAGAUUUAAACGCUUCGUCAUAUGAGCAGCAUUAUUUAAUUUGCAGUCGCAGUCACAAUUAUUGAAAUGAAUUUAUGAAUAUUUCGUGGCGAUAUAUCGAAAUAUAAAGUGCAAUGAUUAGAUCUAAUUAUCGGUAGUAUAAGCCAUCGCAAUGUAUGUCCUUACUUCCGUAGUUUUCAUACUGAUCAAUAUUGUAGCUGGUGGACAGUGCUACGAGUGCGAUUUUUUCGAAAACAUAAAAGUGAGUGUAAUUCCAAAAUCGAGAGUGCCCUACUUCAAGAUGUUCGCGAAAAAAAACUUUUACGGAUGUUUCGAGCAGAAGCAGUUCGAUCAGGUUGUCGUUGGAAUUUCCGUCGUGGAUCAAAAGAUUAGCAGAAUUGGUGAUCACGCAGUUCACGAUUUACCCGAGUUGAAUUCAUUAUCAUUCUAUGGCUGCGGAAUAAGGGAUAUAUCUAGGAGUGCUUUCGAGAAUCUGCCAAAACUUCGAGUCAUUCGCAUCGACCACGGCAAUUUGACAACCCUUUCAGGUGGUAUCUUCAACGAUUUGCCUAGUUUAGAAGAUCUGAGUCUGUUCCAAAACCAGAUAUCCCAAAUAGAAUCUUCAACUUUUGCCGCCAUGACUGCACUAAAACAGGUUAUAUUUUCAAGGAAUCAACUGACUGCUAUAGACUCCGUGUGGUUCUUUUACAGCCCUAAUUUAACCUUACUAGACGUCAGUUACAACAAAAUACAAGAAAUCAACAAAUAUACGUUUGAAUUCGCCCCAAACUUAAAAGAUAUAUUCUUAGAUUGCAACGAAAUAAAACAUAUAGGAGAGAAAACUUUCAUUCACUUCGAUAAUAUAGAAAUUAUUAGUCUGAGGCACAAUAAAUUAACAGAACUGAAUUCCAAUAUUUUUCCGAAUAAGUUUCGUGUGGAUGUGCUCUACUUGAACGCUAAUUUCUUGAACUUUAUACCACAAACUCUACUGGAAAAACUGUCAAUAAAAGUUAUAGAUUUGGCUGGGAAUCCAUGGAAAUGCCCAUGUUUAAAUCUGAUACAUAAAUGGUUGGUUCAGUCGAACGCCACUUUGACAAAUCAUUUUUGUAAGGGAGAUCACUUCCCAGUAUGUUUCUAUGACGAUGGAGGGAAUUUUUGCUCAGAAACCGUUGAUGAUAAAAUGACGAAAUCAUUCUUGAAAUCACUGAGAGAUUUGGAACGCCCUGUUGACGAGGAAUGUGCAAAUCUGUCCUGACGACUGCCUUGAAUGAGCGGUUCACAGCAUAUCUGGAUAUAAGACACGAACCUGCAACGUCCCU